Molecule: messenger RNA, 1177 nt
Organism: Maniola jurtina (meadow brown)
Lineage: Eukaryota; Metazoa; Arthropoda; Insecta; Lepidoptera; Nymphalidae
Gene: Taf8
Product: transcription initiation factor TFIID subunit 8
Exons: 6
Coding region: 269-1102 (277 amino acids)
Biological process (GO): transcription initiation at RNA polymerase II promoter
Cellular component (GO): transcription factor TFIID complex
Molecular function (GO): protein heterodimerization activity
Source: RefSeq, a predicted model, not a curated record
GAGUAAAGUAUUCUGUGGUCAAUGUCAAGUUGUGGUUAACUAAGAUUUUCAAAAUAUUUUUUAUUCAAAGAAACAGGAAAUUGAGUGGAAAACAAGUGAAAAUAAUUUGUUAAUGGUCUUCGUGUGGUGGAAAAAGAACAAUAACAAAACUAGGAAGUGGUUUUAAGUAAUUGGUGGUUUUCUGGUCGUUUUAUACUCUUUGAGCAAAGCCGAACCAAAUUAAAACUUUUGGAUAUCAAACUCAAACACAUCAACUUCGUAGCUAACAAUGAGCGAAAAUACAGAGAAACUUGAAAGCUCUUGUGAUGCACGACGAAGAAUCUUAAACAUAGCAGUAUCAACAGUUCUCCUAGAAAGUGGCUUUGACUCUGCUGAUAAAAUAGCUUUAGAAACUUUGACAGAAGUUCUUCAAUGUUUUCUCACAGAAGUUGGAAAUUCAGCCAAAAGCUAUUGCGAGCUGACAGGCAGGACAGAACCAGUGCUUGGUGAUGUUAUGAUGGCACUUAUUAAUAUGGGUAUAAGUGUGCAAGGUAUAGAGCAAUAUGCAGCUCGACCAAACAGGCAUGUGAUUCAACCUCCACAACAGGCCUCAGUGCCGCGCACGCCGGCCAUGUUAUCUGCUGGAUCCAAAGCUAAGCCGGCUCCACACAUACCAUUCCAUUUACCACCAUUACCAGACCCACAUGCUUAUAUUCGGACACCGACGCACAAACAACCAGUAACAGAAUAUGAAGCUAUAAGAGAGAAAGCUGCGAGUCAAAAGAGAGACAUAGAAAGGGCAUUAACUAAGUUCCUUGCUAAGACUAGUGAAACGCACAAUCUUUUUAACACAGAUGACAAUCAAGUCUAUCCAUUAAUAGCAUGCAAGCCUACAUUUCCACCUUACUUGUCAUGUCUCCUGCCUACGGACCAAGUGUUUGACUUUGACGAACUUGAGUACCACUUUCAAGUGGCUAACAGGACAGAAGAUUUGCCAGCUGACAAGAAAGAUCAAUCAGAUAAUGAGGCUGAAAAUGGGGGUGACAAUGAAAAUAGCUCACAACCUGAAAAUCAAGACAUUCCAGCCGUAUCAAGCCCUGAAAGAGUUAAAAGUGGAGGAUAAAAUAAUAUAUCUGUACAUUUCUAAUAUAAUAAUAUGGUAUAAUAAUAAAAUAUAGGAAUAAAUUUUUAUAUUUCA